GUGAAAGGUAUUUCACGACAUGACGAGGACCAAGAACAGUGAAACUAUCAUUUGACACUAUGUGGAGGAAGCCCAUCUAAAAGCGAUCUGUGAUCGUUCCUUUUCAAGGAUUGUAUAGUGAAGGCCAGGUUACUUAGGCUUGGAAUUAUGUAACAACAACAAAUGGCGCAGAAAUUGUUCAUGUACACCUCRAGGCUUCUAGCACGGCAUUACAGCUCAAGAUUAUGGCCAAAAACGUAUAAUAUUGUCACAUUUGGUAAUAAAGGAGUUGUAACUAGAGGAAUAAUGCUAAGUGCUGGUUUACUAGCCAAAACCACAGAUGAAGAAUGGGGAAAAAAACUUACACCUCAACAAUACCACGUUUGUAGGCAAAAGGGAACCGAGCCGCCUUGGUCUGGUGAAUACUUAGACUGCAAAGAAAAAGGUCUUUACCAAUGCGUUUGUUGUGGUGCCAAUUUAUUUAGCUCAUCUACAAAGUUUGAUUCAGGUAGUGGCUGGCCUUCAUUUUAUGACACUGUAAAGGACAAMAAAGGUGUAGCGAAUACAAAAGAUAUUAUUGACAAAGGCUAUGGGAUGGUCAGAGUGGAAGUUCUCUGUAGCAAGUGUGACAGUCAUCUUGGUCAUGUGUUCAAUGAUGGUCCACCGCCCACRGGGCUAAGAUACUGCAUCAAUAGCUUGGCUUUGAAAUUCAAACCAGAAUGAUGUUGGUUAGGAAUGUUUUGCAAUGAAGUCCACUGACACUGUGUAUGGACCCUGUAUGGUACCUCCUGUAUUACAGCUUGAAGUGCUUGGAAUAAAGAAGAGUUCAGGGACUGUUGGGUUUUGACUCUAUAAUGUCAACAACCAUUGGACUCCUGAUAUAAGCUUAAAUUAACUAAAGAACUUAAAUACAAUUGACAUAACUUACUUAAGCUUAAGUAAGCUUAUAAGUUACAGGAAGUUGUUGUAAAAAGUCUAAAAAGAAAUACUUCAGAAAAGAUAUCUUGCUUGAUGCCAUGCUUGUAA
Molecule: messenger RNA, 1005 nt
Organism: Exaiptasia diaphana
Lineage: Eukaryota; Metazoa; Cnidaria; Anthozoa; Actiniaria; Aiptasiidae
Product: peptide methionine sulfoxide reductase MsrB
Exons: 5
Coding region: 163-702 (179 amino acids)
Biological process (GO): response to oxidative stress; protein repair
Cellular component (GO): cytoplasm
Molecular function (GO): peptide-methionine (R)-S-oxide reductase activity
Source: RefSeq, a predicted model, not a curated record